Molecule: messenger RNA, 1650 nt
Organism: Hevea brasiliensis (rubber tree)
Lineage: Eukaryota; Viridiplantae; Streptophyta; Magnoliopsida; Malpighiales; Euphorbiaceae
Exons: 3
Coding region: 133-456 (107 amino acids)
Source: RefSeq, a predicted model, not a curated record
AAAAGGGAUUUAAAGAGAGGGAAAGGAUUUAGGCCAUUGCUUGAGGUCUCCUGUUGAUGGAAUACAUUAGUAAAGCUUGUCCGAAGGACCAAAGCAUGUCAGACCAUUGCAAGAACCAACAUUAAAUGACGAAUGAUAAUCUUUCAUUGGAGUUCUAGGUUAUUGAGUGAGUCCUGGGACCGUCUGAGUCUUGGAUUUGAAUAUCAUACUGCUGAUUGUGAAGCGCUAGGGACAAUUGUGCUUAUGAUGAAGCAAUUGUGGAACUCCAAUUUCCUAUCAAAGGUUAUCGUUGCUAUUGGGGUUGAUGUAUGGAUAAUGAAGGAGUAUGAAGUGAAAGAACUACAGAGGGGGAAUUGUUUCUCAAUCAGUUUAUUAUACAUGAGGAGAGUUAUGUAUCACCUUGAUAGACACUGGUUAAAGGGUGUGGCCAUCUGCAAUUGCCCUAUACUCUUCUGAUUUGGCUAAGGCAAAUCCCAUCAGCUGAUGCUAUGAUUAGUGGCUUACUAGUGACAACUUAUCCUAAAUGUUCAGCCAAGAGGGCCUUAUCUGCUUCAUUUGUAAAACCAUCCAAUUUCACUAGUUUUAGAUGUUGCAGUUUUGUGUUCCUACCAGCUUGUAUUGAACCUGUUGCAGCCCUUUCCACACAGUAGCUUUUAGGAUCAAUAUGCACAUUGUGAAUUAACUCAUUAGGAUUAGAAUCUACGUCACAGGCACAAAAAAAAAAAAAAAAAAAAAUGGAGGGCUCAAUGAGGGACGUAGUCUCAGGAAGGAGAUUAAGGCAUCAGUAUCAUAUUCUUGAUCUAAAUUAUCAAUCCACCACAACUCUUUCAAAUUAUAGAAUUGAAAUUCUGAAAGCAAUGUGGAUAGUGAUGGACAAAUCAAUGCCUGCAGCAGCAAGAUUUGAAGAUUAUAUUAAUAAUACCUUGGCAAUGACAUUUUCAAUGAUAAAUCAAUUGGAAUUUGUGUAAUUAAUAAUUAAUUAAGAACUAGCAGGCAGCAUAAAAAAUACCUUAUAUGUCCAUUUGCAUAGAGUCACAGCUAUUGAAGCUACUACUCGCGGGGCCUUGUCUGAAAUCAAGAAAAGCAUCAGCCAAAUUAUGGUGAUAUUCAAGCCAAAACGAAGGUAUUAGCCCUCGAAAUUGGAACUUUCGAAAUUUAAAAAAUCUGAUAUGACGACACCCUAAUUGCAGACAAUCAAGAUUAUCAAAAUUAGAAGCUUUGUAUCAGAGCCUAUGCUCAAAGAAUGCAUGCAAUUGCAGCCUUUGAUUUCAAGGUUUCAAGAAACAAAAAAUUUUUUAACAUGGAAGAAACUGCAUCAUUUGUAAGAUGGUUGACAGAUACAAGAUGAUUGCUUUUGGCAGAGAAUAGAGGGAGAAUGAAAUGGUUGGCUGCACAUCAGAUUCUGGGGAUUAUUGAACUCUAUUUGCAACUUAAACUGCCUGUGAAAUUCUUGCUUCCCGGAGGAAAGAUGAAGAUGAAGCUGAAGCUUGUUUUCAGGUGCAAUAAAAGCUAAGAGUACACUGCUAUCAAUGAAAUGGAACUUUGAAUCUGCUAAAUUUGUACAAUAAGGCUAAAGGAUGCAUUUGACAAUUCUGUUAUCUAAGGAAUCAAGCUUGUUGAAAACUGAAUCAAAUGAUUACUUUAAUUGAA